AUGGCAACCUCCAAACUCUCGUCCCACAUCCGUCGUCUUCGCCCAUCCGCCUUCAACUUCCUCCCCGCUCUCUCUCACGCCCGUCAAUUCCAUUACCUCACAAACCCUAACCAUAACUCUAACCUUCUCUCACCUCACCCCCCAUGGAACUCCUACGCCUUUCCUCAAACUCUCACUUUCUCUCACUCUCGAUUUCUCUCCAGUAGCUCUUCAGAUGACUCGGAUUUCGUUCAACUCGGCGUCUCCGGCGCCGACUCAGCGGCUCAGUCGGAGCUUUUGAAUUUAGGUGGUUGCGCUGGUGAAGAGUAUCUGCUCCCCGUUCGAGCGCUAAUUUCGGUGCUUGAUGGGUUUCAUGAUCUCACUCGUUUGCCAUGGUGGAUGGUUAUUGCGUCCUCUACUUUGGCUAUGAGACUUUCAUUGCUCCCCUUGCUCAUCGUGCAACUGCAAAAAUUGAAAAGAAUUGGAGAGUUACUUCCCAAAUUGCCUCCUCCACUGCCACCACCUUUCUCAGGAAAGAGUUCUCUUGAUCAGAUUUCUCUAUUUCGGAAGGAAAGAAGUGCAAUCGGAUGUCCCUCAUUGUUAUGGUUCCUUGCAUCCUUCUCUGUCCAGGUUCCAUGCUUUCUUCUGUGGUUGAAUAGCAUUCGGAGAAUGUCACUGGGUAAUCAUCCUGGGUUUGAUUGCGGUGGCACUUUGUGGUUCAACAAUUUGACUGAAUUGCCUCAUGGUGUUUAUGGCGCCAUCUUUCCUUUCCUGAUUGCUGGUUUGCACUAUGCAAAUGUUCAGAUUUCUUUUAAGACAUCUGCACUCGUGAAAGGCAAUGACCUAUUGAGCAAUCUAGCAAAAUACUACAAGUUUUAUUUGGAUAUUAUGACAUUGCCUAUUAUUGUAAUUGGCUUCUGUAUUCCUCAGGGAAGCCUAGUGUAUUGGGUUACAAAUAGCUCGUUAAGUGUCAUUCAGCAAUUGGUUCUCAGAGAUCCUGCUGUGCGUGCAAAGUUGGGGUUGCCAGACAAGGAUGCUCCUACAGACACUGCAAUAUCUGAGAAGCCUGGUACUCCUGAAAUAUCACCCUUGGCUUCUCCUACAAGAUGGAAGAAAAUAACUUUACAGAACCUGUCCCCUAAAGAGCUGCUUAAUCUUUCGGUCCAAGUCUUAUCAGAAGGCGAUAAAGAAAAAGCACUUCCUUUGCUGAAACUUGCCCUUGAGAAGGAUCCUGAAUAUGCAAGAGCAUUGAUUGUAAUGGGUCAGACUCUAUUGCAGAAAAGUUUGCACGCAGAGGCUACUGAGUACUUUCAGCGUGCCAUCACCAAGCUCAACAGUGCUGGCCAGCCGACAGAAGUGGAGGACAUUGAUCUUCUAAUUCUUGCAUCUCAGUGGGCCGGUGUUGCCUACAUACGGCAGGGAAAAAGUGUGGAAGGCAUUGUACACCUUGAAAGAGUUGCACAAUUGGAAGAGCCAGAUGAACCAAGCAGCAAAACCCAUUAUUUUGAAGGGUUAUUAUUGCUUUCAAGUGCUUUAUCCAAUGUGGGUCGCAAGGCUGAAGCUUUGAAGUAUCUGCGCUUGGCUGCUGCUUAUAACCCUGAUUACAACGAAUACUUGGAGCAAUAUGAAAAUGAAAACGAGGAUGAGAGUUUUGUCGGUGAUCUCGUUGGCAGUAGGCGAAGGGAUUAUUGA
Molecule: messenger RNA, 1671 nt
Organism: Prunus armeniaca (apricot)
Lineage: Eukaryota; Viridiplantae; Streptophyta; Magnoliopsida; Rosales; Rosaceae
Source: the annotation of a GenBank genome assembly